AUGGGCAGAGAUUGGGAUUCGCCUGCAUCAUCCCCUCUUUCGCGAGAAUUAUCACCACUCUCACGUACACUGACGGAAGAUACCGCUAAGACCAGUGCUAAUACGGCUGUGAAAGACAAGAGUGACUUCAAAGCCAAGAGCAAGCGAUCUAAAAGUGUAUCUCAUCUCGCAGACAAGAAUAAGAUUUUGGGCAGCAGGAUGACACCAUUGGUGAGUGAAGAGCCCCCAGCAGGUGUGAUAGAUAACGAAAUCGACGUCGACAACGCGACGGAGCCUGUCGAUACCGCAGAAAAAGUGUUCAGAAGGCUGUCAGUGGGGUCAAACGACAUGAGGAGAGCUACAUCGCACGCGCAACUCUCUUCCACUACGCAUGGCAUGCGACUACUCUCGAAAGAUAUCCAGAAAUCGAUGGUCGUACUCGAGGUGAAAAAACUUAUGAUAGUAACUAAGAAGCAAGACAGUUCUCUGGUGUACCUCACGCGGGAAAUGGUGGAGUGGAUUUUGGUCAACUACCCAGCGAUGGAAAUUUAUAUCGAUGAGUCUAUAGAGAACUCUCACAGAUUUGACACCAAUGGGAUUAUCAGGGAUAGUAGAUGUGGAUCCAACCGCAUCAAGUGCUGGACCCCAGAGCUGGUGGCGAAAAAGGACAAUUUUUUUGACUUGAUUAUUACUUUAGGCGGUGACGGGACCGUGCUGUAUGUAUCUUCGUUGUUCCAGCGAAGUAUUCCGCCGGUGAUGUCGUUUUCUCUCGGGUCUCUGGGAUUUUUGACGAAUUUCAACUACGAAAACUUCAGACAAUCCUUGCCGCGGGUCCUGAACUCUAAGAUCAGGAGUAAAAUGAGAAUGCGGCUUUCUUGUAGGGUAUUCCGCAAGCGCAAGUGCAACAAAGAUGGCAGUCGCCCAAGGAAGAAGUUCAGCAUGAUCGGGGAAUACCAUGUUUUGAACGAGCUCACUAUUGAUCGGGGCCCGAGUGCAUUCAUCUCGAUGCUGGAAGUUUUUGGCGACAACUCGCUGCUAACGGUGGCUCAGGCCGACGGCUUGAUUAUUGCGACGCCCACAGGCUCCACCGCAUAUUCCCUCAGUGCAGGAGGCUCCUUAGUUUAUCCCAGCGUGAAUGCCAUUGCUGUGACGCCGAUCUGUCCCCACACCUUGAGCUUCAGGCCCAUUAUCUUACCUGACAGCAUGAAGCUCAAGGUCAAGGUGCCUUUGAACUCGAGAUCCACCGCAUGGGCUGCUUUUGACGGUAAAAAUCGUGUGGAGCUCUUCAAAGGUGACUACAUCUGCAUCACUGCCAGUCCGCAUUCGUUUCCCACUUUGGAAUCUAGCCCUACAGAGUUUAUCGACAGUAUCAGCAGGACGUUGAAUUGGAACGCGCGCGAGCCACAGAAAAGUUUUGCACAUAUGUUGUCCCAGAAGAACCAAAAGAACUAUGUUAGCGACACAGAAAAACAAAAACAAGACCAGCCCGAAGUUAGGGCCCCUUCGGAUGACGAGGAAGAGGACGAUUACACGACCGAUUCCGAAAACACACUGACAAAGCCCAAAGCGGCAUCUGCACUUCACACUCCGAAAUUAAAGCCAAAUUUCCAAUUGUAG
Molecule: messenger RNA, 1596 nt
Organism: Lachancea dasiensis
Lineage: Eukaryota; Fungi; Ascomycota; Saccharomycetes; Saccharomycetales; Saccharomycetaceae
Source: the annotation of a GenBank genome assembly